UGCCUGACCUGUGGACAGAAGAGGCUGUAGUACGCGUGGUCUCUUACAUUUACACUCUUGUUUACUGACGGCGAUGCAAUUUCAGUUUUAAGCGUUGGAAAUAAAUCGUCCAGGAUGACGGUGGAUUUUGAAGACUGUAUCAAAGAUUCACCCCGCUUUCGGGCUAAUAUUGAUGAGGUGGAGACGGAGGUGGUGGAGAUCGAAGCCAAGCUUGAUAAGCUGGUGAAGCUGUGUGGCGGUAUGAUUGAAGCUGGGAAAGCGUAUGUCACCGCCAACAAGCUCUUCAUCAAUGGCAUCCGUGACCUAUCCCAGCAGUGCAAGAAGGACCAGAUGAUAUCGGACUGUCUGGAGAAGUGCGGCGAGAGUUUGCAGGAGAUUGUCAACUACCACAUGAUCCUGUUUGAUCAAGCCCAGAGAUCAGUCAAGCAGCAGUUGCACAGCUUUGUUAAAGAUGACGUGCGUAAAUUCAAGGACACGAAGAAGCACUUUGAUAAGAUGAGAGAAGAUUUGGAGAUCGCACAGGUGAAGAACGCUCAGGCACCUCGAAACAAAGCCCACGAGGUGGAGGAAGCCACCAGCACCCUCAACUUCACCCGCAAGUGCUUCCGACAUCUCGCACUGGACUAUGUGCUGCAGAUCAACGUCCUUCAAGCCAAAAAGAAAUUUGAGAUCUUAGAUGCGAUGUUAUCCUUCAUGCAUGCGCAGUACUCGCUGUAUCAGCAGGGCUACAAGCUACUGGAUGAGAUUGACCCCUACAUGAAGAAACUGGCUGCUGAGACACUGUUACAGGACUUUGCGUAUGAUGACCCAAAGUUGGAGUUUAAUGUGGAUGCGCCCAACGGAUUGGUGAUGGAGGGCUAUCUGUUCAAAAGGGCCAGUAACGCCUUUAAAACUUGGAAUAGGCGCUGGUUUUCCAUCCAAAACAGCCAGCUGGUGUAUCAGAAGAAACUAAAGGAUUCGCUGACGGUUGUUGUGGAGGACUUGAGACUCUGUUCUGUCAAACCUUGCGAGGACAUCGAGAGGAGGUUCUGUUUUGAAGUCGUGUCGCCUUCCAAGAGCUGUAUGCUACAGGCGGAGUCAGAGAAACUCCGGCAGGCCUGGAUCCAGGCGGUUCAAGCCAGCAUCGCCUCAGCGUACAGAGAGAGUCCAGACAAUUAUUACGUUGAGCGUUUGGACCGGACCGCUUCUCCCUCCAUCAGCAGUAUAGACUCGGCAAAUGAGCCCCGAGAGCGCAGCGGCAGGGGCGAGAGCAUUCUGCAGCGUAUCCUGUGUCUGCCGGGAAACCAGCAGUGCUGUGACUGUGGGCAGGCCGACCCGCGCUGGGCCAGCAUCAAUCUGGGCGUCCUGCUCUGCAUCGAGUGCUCCGGCAUUCACAGGAGUUUGGGAGUACAUUGUUCAAAGGUCCGUUCUCUCACCCUGGACUCAUGGGAACCAGAGUUACUAAAGCUGAUGUGUGAACUAGGAAACAGUAUCAUCAACCACAUCUAUGAAGGCAGCUGUGAAGAGCAGGGCCUGAAGAAACCGGGACCCAGCAGCUCCAGGCAAGAAAAGGAGACCUGGAUCAAAGCGAAGUAUGUUGAGAAGAAGUUCCUGAAGAAGAUGAUGACGGGUGAAGUUCUGGUCAACGGCGGGAGAAAAUCUGAGCGGCGAUGGAACCCCAGGAAAUGCAGGAGACAUAACAGCGCCACCACCGUCCCCAAAACACACCGCAAAUACAGACAGGAGCCAGGCAGUGCGUCUCCUGCAACCCUUUCCUCCGCAACUGCUGCUCUGGAGAGAAAGUUCAGACGGGAAUCCCUCUUUUGCCCGGAUGAGUUGGACACCCUGUUUUCAUAUUUUGACACUGGUUCAGGGCCUCGCAGUCCUGCAGGUCUGAGCAGUGACAGUGGGUUAGGUGGCAGUACUGACGGCAGCACUGACGUCUUGGUCUUUGAGUCUGUGGUGGACAGUGUCACAGAAGAGGAGUGUGAGGUUUCUGAAGACUCCAGUAAUGAGGUUGAACUGGAGCCGGAGGCGUCAGAUCCAGAGGAUCUGAGAGAACUGGAUCCCGGAUCGUUACUCUAUAAGGCCUGUCAGGCACGAAAUCUGCCUGUCAUGGCUGAAGCUUUGGCACAUGGAGCUGACGUCAACUCAGUGAAUGAAGAGGACGAGGGGAAAAGCCCCCUUAUUCAGGCUGUGAUUGGAGGUUCCUUGAUAGCCUGCGAGUUUCUACUCCAAAAUGGUGCAGAUGUCAACCAAAGAGAUCACAGGGGAAGAGGCCCGUUGCAUCACGCCACAUACUUAGGUCAUACCGGUCAAGUGUGUUUGUUCCUGAAACGAGGAGCGACCCAGAACGAUGGUGAUGAGGAUGGCCAGGACCCACUGAGCAUAGCUGUUCAAGCCGCUAAUGCUGACAUAGUUAGUCUGAGCAGUGACAGUGGGUUAGGUGGCAGUACUGAUGGCAGCACUGAUGUUUUGGUGUUUGAGUCUGUGGUGGACAGUGUCACAGAGGAGGAGUGUGAGGUGUCUGAAGACUCCAGCAAUGAGACUGAAUUGGAGCCGGAGGCGUCAGAUCCAGAGGAUCUGAGAGAACUGGAUCCCGGAUCGUUACUCUAUAAGGCCUGUCAGGCACGAAAUCUGCCCGUCAUGGCUGAAGCUCUGGCACAUGGAGCUGACGUCAACUCAGUGAAUGAAGAGGACGAGGGGAAAAGCCCCCUUAUUCAGGCUGUGAUUGGAGGUUCCUUGAUAGCCUGCGAGUUUCUACUCCAAAAUGGUGCAGAUGUCAACCAAAGAGAUCACAGGGGAAGAGGCCCGUUGCAUCACGCCACAUACUUAGGUCAUACCGGUCAAGUGUGUUUGUUCCUGAAACGAGGAGCGACCCAGAACGAUGGUGAUGAGGAUGGCCAGGACCCACUGAGCAUAGCUGUUCAAGCCGCUAACGCUGACAUAGUUACUCUGUUACGUCUAGCACGUAUGAACGAGGAGAUGCGCGAGGCGGAGGGUCCGUUUGGUCAGCCAGGUGACACCACGUACCUGGACAUUUUCCGUGAGUUUUCCCAUAUGGCAUCCCACAAUCCUGAGAAGCUGAAACGGAGGAGUGUUCACUUCCGUCACUCCUUCAGAGUGUGACAGAUCAAGCUCAGACUUUGGACACCAAUCAAGCUGGAGCAGAAGACACUUUGACUAGCUGAUAUCAUAAGUGUGAUAAAGAUGAGUGUGAAAGACUUUAAACGAUAAUUAUGGUCGUGUUGAAUGUUUGCAAUGAAUUGAAUGCUAUUUUUGUAUCUUUAUGGGGUCAGCUGGACUAAUCCCCAGUGUUUUGUGUCAGUUUUCUUCAUUUGUAUUCUCCCUCUUUUAGCCAUAGACUGUAAAAGGCACUUUUUUAUAUGUUAAAACAUCUGCAAUUUAUGGUUUCAUGUCUGUUAAACAUAUAAUCAAAAAAUCAUGCAUGAAUGCUUUCUCAUUUUUCAUUUCAUCUCAAUACUAUUACAAGCAUCA
This is a messenger RNA of Sinocyclocheilus grahami, 3477 nucleotides long. It is a transcript of the gene acap3a, whose product is annotated as ArfGAP with coiled-coil, ankyrin repeat and PH domains 3a. Gene Ontology annotation, cellular component: cytoplasm. Bases 115 to 3108 code for a protein of 997 amino acids. The record is from RefSeq and is a predicted model, not a curated record. The transcript has 29 exons. Lineage: Eukaryota; Metazoa; Chordata; Actinopteri; Cypriniformes; Cyprinidae. Gene Ontology annotation, molecular function: protein binding; GTPase activator activity.